CCAUGGGGAAGACCAACAGCAAGUUAGCCCCAGAGGUGCUGGAGGACCUAGUUCAGAACACCGAGUUCAGCGAGCAGGAACUGAAGCAGUGGUACAAGGGCUUUCUGAAGGACUGUCCCAGUGGCAUCCUUAACCUGGAGGAAUUCCAGCAGCUCUACAUCAAGUUCUUUCCCUACGGCGACGCCUCCAAGUUUGCGCAGCACGCUUUCCGAACCUUCGAUAAAAACGGGGAUGGUACCAUCGACUUCCGGGAGUUCAUCUGUGCCCUUUCGGUUACCUCCCGCGGCAGCUUUGAGCAGAAACUCAACUGGGCCUUUGAGAUGUAUGACUUAGACGGCGAUGGGCGCAUUACGCGCCUGGAGAUGCUGGAGAUCAUUGAGGCUAUCUACAAGAUGGUGGGUACUGUGAUCAUGAUGCGCAUGAAUCAGGAUGGGCUCACACCCCAGCAGCGUGUAGACAAGAUCUUCAAGAAGAUGGACCAGGAUAAGGAUGACCAGAUUACGCUGGAGGAGUUCAAAGAGGCGGCCAAAAGUGACCCAUCAAUCGUGCUGCUGCUGCAGUGUGACAUGCAGAAGUAG
Chrysochloris asiatica (Cape golden mole) is the source of this 578-nucleotide messenger RNA. RefSeq names its product hippocalcin like 4 (gene HPCAL4). The transcript is spliced from 3 exons. The coding region runs from base 3 to 578 and encodes 191 amino acids. NCBI's taxonomy places the organism in Eukaryota, Metazoa, Chordata, Mammalia, Afrosoricida, Chrysochloridae. The record is from RefSeq and is a predicted model, not a curated record. Gene Ontology annotation, molecular function: calcium ion binding.